This is a messenger RNA of Carlito syrichta (Philippine tarsier), 2101 nucleotides long. It is a transcript of the gene ARHGAP1, whose product is annotated as Rho GTPase activating protein 1. Gene Ontology annotation, biological process: negative regulation of endocytic recycling; small GTPase-mediated signal transduction. Bases 163 to 1482 code for a protein of 439 amino acids. The transcript has 13 exons. Gene Ontology annotation, molecular function: GTPase activator activity. Lineage: Eukaryota; Metazoa; Chordata; Mammalia; Primates; Tarsiidae. The record is from RefSeq and is a predicted model, not a curated record. Gene Ontology annotation, cellular component: cytoplasm.
GGCGGAAGUAAUUGGGGAGUGAGGCGAACGGGAGGGGGCGGUUCCCGUUCCAUCGCGGAGCCGGAUGUUUGCCGAGCCUUGACAGGCGUGGCAGAGAGAAUAGUGCCCGAGCGCGGUUUCUCUUCAGGUUCCAUAGGGUGAGGCUGUGGGGACAGGACUGGCAUGGAUCCUCUCUCAGAACUGCAGGAUGACCUGGCCUUGGAUGACACCAGCCAGGCUCUGAACCAACUGAAGCUGACCUCCAUCGAUGAGAAGAACUGGCCCUCGGAUGAAAUGCCGGACUUUUCCAAGUCAGAUGACUCCAAAAGCAGCUCUCCAGAACCUGUCACACACCUGAAGUGGGAUGACCCUUACUAUGACAUCGCACGGCACCAGAUCGUGGAGGUGGCAGGAGACGACAAGUAUGGGCGGAAGAUCAUUGUGUUCAGUGCCUGUCGAAUGCCCCCCAGCCACCAGCUGGACCACAGCAAACUCCUGGGGUACCUGAAACACACCCUGGACCAGUAUGUGGAGAGUGACUACACACUGCUCUAUUUGCACCAUGGCCUGACCAGCGAAAACAAGCCUUCCCUCAGCUGGCUCCGGGACGCCUACCGGGAGUUUGACCGCAAGUACAAGAAGAACAUCAAGGCCCUGUACAUCGUGCACCCCACCAUGUUCAUCAAAACCUUGCUCAUCCUCUUCAAGCCCCUCAUCAGCUUCAAGUUUGGCCGGAAGAUCUUCUACGUGAACUACCUGAGUGAACUGAGUGAGCAUGUGAAGCUGGAACAGCUGGGGAUCCCUCGCCAAGUGCUCAAGUAUGAUGACUUCAUCAAAUCCACACAGAAGACCCCCGCGACCGCCCCCAAGCCCAUGCCACCAAGGCCGCCCCUGCCCAACCAGCAAUUUGGGGUCUCGCUGCAGCACCUCCAGGAGAAGAACCCAGAGCAGGACCCCAUCCCGGUUGUGCUCAGGGAGACCGUGGCCUACUUACAGGCCCACGCUCUCAGCACCGAGGGGAUUUUCCGGAGGUCAGCCAACACCCAAGUUGUCCGGGAAGUGCAGCAGAAGUACAACAUGGGGCUGCCUGUGGACUUCGACCAGUACAAUGAGCUGCACCUGCCAGCGGUCAUCCUCAAGACCUUCCUUCGGGAGCUCCCUGAGCCUCUACUAACCUUUGACCUCUACCCCCACGUGGUGGGCUUCCUCAACAUUGAUGAGAGUCAGAGGGUGGAGGUGACACUGCAGGUCCUCCAGACACUGCCUGAGGAGAACUACCAGGUGCUUCAUUUCCUGACUGCCUUCCUGGUGCAGAUUUCUGCCCACAGUGACCAGAAUAAGAUGACCAACACUAACCUGGCUGUUGUCUUCGGUCCUAACCUGCUAUGGGCCAAGGAUGCUGCCAUCACCCUCAAGGCCAUUAAUCCCAUCAACACCUUCACCAAGUUCCUCCUGGAUCACCAAGGGGAGUUGUUCCCUAGUGCAGACCCCAGAGGGCUCUGAGUCCAGGCCUCCCUCCCCCAUCAGUUCCCUUCUCUGGUAGCCCCAUGUGGACUCUUCCUGGCAUCAGCCUUACAGGACCCCGGGGCUCCUGCCCAGGAAGGGGCCACGAAGCCCCUGGAGGUAGACGCUGGAGCUGCCAACCAGACAGCUUCCCCUCCCCUUCUGUGAAGCCCGCCUCACUGGCCCUGGUGGUCUCACUGUUACCAUAAGACAUUUUUCUUCGCCUUAUACUUCUCACUGCCUCUCUGGAUCCCUGGUUCCUGCUGGGCUUGCCAGAGCCGGGCCUGGCUCUUCCAGCUGGAGGAGGGCUGAACCCCAGUAACCCCUCUCCUUUUUCUGCCUCUGCCUCACUGGCUGCUGGGGAUAACAAAAUCACUGCCACCUGAUUGCAGGGGAAGUGAACAUCUGAACCUCUCUGUACCCACCCCACCCCUUCGCCACCACUACACCGAGGCGCCUCCCUGUCUGGGUCUGUUGCCCUGCUUUUUAGAAGUCCACAGCUGUGAAGGCUUGAAUGUUAGCACCCUGCUCCCGUCCCACCCUGUCCACUCAGCCUUGGGGAUUUCCAUAGUUGAAGAAGGAAUGACAAGGCUGGAGCCUGCUUCCUCUUUGCCUCCCC